This is a messenger RNA of Lodderomyces beijingensis, 1248 nucleotides long. Lineage: Eukaryota; Fungi; Ascomycota; Pichiomycetes; Serinales; Debaryomycetaceae. The record is from the annotation of a GenBank genome assembly.
AUGAACCGGCUAAUAGGAGCAGCACAGACUAUAGUGUUUGCUGUGUAUUGCUAUUAUGUGAUACAAUACCUCAAGGGUUGCAGCAAGACAGGCGUCGGAGAGGGGCAGACACCCAGUGGAGCCGAUGCGGUUUAUAACCCGCUAGCUAGAGGACAACCGAAACUAGCGUCGAACUCAUAUCUCGACAAACGGUUCCCCGCUAGAGACUUGGAGCAGAUUGGCAAAGAAAAUGCUACAAUGGUGAUGCUCGUGCGGAACUUUGAGCUCGAUGGAGCACUAUCGUCGAUGCGCUCCUUGGAAGAUCGAUUCAAUCGAGAGUACAAAUACCCGUGGGUGUUUUUGAAUGACGAGCCCUUUGACGCGGAGUUUAUUGAAAAGACGAGUCUUAUGGCUAGUGGCAAGACUUUUUACGAACUUGUGCCGGCACAGGACUGGCAGCCCCCGCUGUAUAUCAACAAGACCCGGUUGGAUGAAAAUCUAAUCAACUCGCGAGCGAGCGUCUUGUAUGGCGGCGUGAGGUCUUAUAGAAACAUGUGCCAUUUCAACUCGGGUUUUUUCUACAAACAGAAGCGGUUGUUGAACUACGAUUGGUACUUUCGUGUUGAGCCCGACGUUGAGUACAUGUGCGACUUCCAGUACGACCCCUUUGAGCUUUUACGGGUCAACAACAAAGUCUACGGUUUUGUUAUAGCGAUCCGAGAGUAUGAAAACACGAUCCCGACGCUUUGGCAGACGGUUGAGUCCUUCAUGCAAGAAUUUCCUCAUUUGCUCCACCAAAACAAUGCCAUUGAUUUCUUGACUACAAAUGAAACAUCGUUGCACCACUUUGUGCAAUUGCGGCCGUCAUCCACCAAAUACAACUUGUGCCAUUUUUGGUCCAAUUUCGAGAUUGGCAACUUGAAUUUUUUCCGCGGGGAGGCGUACGAGACCUAUUUCCAAUAUUUGAGCAAAGCUGGCGGAUUCCAUUACGAAAGGUGGGGCGACGCGCCUGUUCACUCGAUUGGCUUGAGUUUGCUCGCGGACAAGCACCAGAUUCACCAUUUCGACGAUAUCGGAUACUACCAUGCGCCUUUUCUCUCGUGUCCUCACUCGGAAGAGAUCCUUGCCUCGAAGCGAUGCAUCUGCCAGCCCCGAGCUGCUCCCGUGAAUGUGACCAUUGAUGUCAACACCCACAGUUGCUUGGCCCGAUGGUGGAGACAUGGAGGCGGGAAACGGUUUUUGAAUGAGAUUGACUACAGACGUUGGUGA